AUGGAUGCCAAGAUCAGACCACUCUUCGAGACCGUAUUGCAGGAGAGAAAACUUCCCGGAUUCGGUGCUUUCGUCGUCGACUCAACCGGGAAGCUCCUCCUGAACGAAGCGGUGGGGAAGGUCAACCGUGACGAUGGCACCAGCGCCGGUUUCACCGCAGACACGAUACUGCCGUUAUACUCAUGCACGAAACUAGUGACCAGCAUCGCAGCCCUACAGCUCGUUGAGCAGGGCAAGAUGUUACUUUCGGACACGGUCGAAAAGUAUGUGCCCCAGAUCUCGGAGAUCCAGCUGCUCGAGUCCAUCACGCAGUCGGCGGACGGGAAGGCCCCAGACAUCAAGUGGUCGAAGCCCACGUCAACGCCCACCAUCCACCAGCUAUUGACGCAUACAGGGGGCUUCUCGUACGACUUCUUCCAUGCGCCGACCCUCCAAUGGCGCGCCUCCACCGGUCGGGACCCCUGUCUGUAUCAUGCCGUGGGAGCCUGGCAAGAUUUUAAAACACCCUUCGUAGCCCAACCCGGUUCCAAGUACAUCUACGGCGUCAACACAGACUGGCUGGGCUUCGUGGUCCAGGCGGUCACGGGGACCCGGCUGCCUGAAUACAUUGACGAUCACGUCCUCAAACCGCUCGGCAUGACCGCUUCAGGCGCAUUCCUCGACAAGAGCAAGCCGCGGCUGGUGACGCACCUCCGCCUCAACGGCAUCGACCUCGUCGCCAACCCCGCCGCUGCCAAUCAGGAAUCUCCCGAGGUCUUCGGAGGCGGUGGAUUCCUCUACUCGACGAUGAACGAUUAUGCGAAGCUCCUGUCCACGCUACUCAAUCAAGGCACCAGCCCGUCCACCGGUGCGACGAUCCUGCAACCUUCAAGCGUGCAAAAGUACCUCUUCACCGACCAGCUCGGGCCCGAGGUCGACAAGUCCGCGCUGGGCGAGAUCCCCACCGCGAUACCUCUGCUCUCCAACGAAGGCACCUUCUUCCCGUCCCUGCCCGUCGAGGCCAAAGGCUGGUCGUACGGCCUGCUCAUGAACCACGAGGACCUGCCCCACGGCCGCAAGAAGGGCAGCGGCGCGUGGGCCGGGCUCGGCAAUCUGUACUACUGGAUUGACCCCGCGAGCGGGAUUGCGGGCAUGGUUGUCACGAACAUUCUGCCGUUUAUGGAUAGGAGUAUUCUCUAUCUGUUGGACCAGGUCGAGAGGGUCGCGUACGGUCAUGAUAUUGUGCCUGAGAGUAAGGCGACCGGGAAUCAUGUGGCCGGGGCGGUGGUAGAGGCGAAGCUAUGA
This is a messenger RNA of Exophiala aquamarina CBS 119918, 1284 nucleotides long. Its product is annotated as beta-lactamase. The coding region runs from base 1 to 1284 and encodes 427 amino acids. NCBI's taxonomy places the organism in Eukaryota, Fungi, Ascomycota, Eurotiomycetes, Chaetothyriales, Herpotrichiellaceae. The record is from RefSeq and is a predicted model, not a curated record. The transcript has a single exon.